AUGGUUAAAAAAGUAGUUGAUUCGCGUGUGCACACACUAAUUAAAAACUGUGUACAAACCAAGCACAGAUCGUUUUUUGUAGUCGUUGGUGAUAAAGGCAAAGAUCAGGUUGUUAAUUUGCACUGGCUUCUAUCACAAGCCCAAGUAACUGCUCGUCCCUCUGUACUAUGGUGUUAUAAGAAAGAACUUGGUUUUACAAGUCACCGUAAGAAGCGAGAGAAGAAGAUUAAAAAUGAUAUUAAAAGAGGCAUUAGAGAUGUGAAUAAGGAAGAUCCUUUUGAAUUGUUUAUUACCGUGACCAAUAUUCGCUACUGUUACUAUAAAGAAACACAAAACAUUCUUGGUAAUACUUACGGCAUGUGUAUCCUCCAAGAUUUUGAAGCCAUUACACCCAACACUUUAGCUCGUACCAUUGAAACAGUUGAAGGCGGAGGUAUGGUAGUUUUAUUGUUGAAGAGCAUGAAUUCUUUGAAGCAACUUUAUACUAUGACAAUGGAUGUUCAUAGUAGAUACCGUACCGAGGCACAUAGUGAUAUUAUUGCUAGAUUCAACGAACGUUUCAUUUUAUCACUGGGAUCUUGUGAGAGUUGUUUAGUUGUGGACGAUGAAUUAAACGUCUUACCUAUCAGUAUGGGCAAGCAUGUAAAGCCAUUACCAGUCAAACCGUCCGACGAAAAAACACCCGAGGAAAUUGAACUUGCAGAAUUGAAAGAAUCACUGGCCGAUACAGAACCAGUUGCAUCUCUCGUUAAGGGUGCUCGUACCAUUGAUCAAGCAAAGGCAGUCUUAACAUUCAUUGAAGCAAUCUCAGAAAAAUCACUUCGUAGUACAGUUACUUUAACUGCCGGUCGUGGUCGUGGUAAAUCUGCGGCUCUCGGUAUUGCAAUGGCAUCAGCUGUUGCAUACGGUUAUUCCAACAUUUUUGUCACAUCACCUAGCCCUGAAAAUCUAAAGACCUUGUUCGAGUUUGUAUUCAAAACAUUCGAUGCACUUGGUUAUGAGGAACAUCUUGAUUAUGAUAUUGUCCAAUCUACCAACCCAGACUUUAACAAAGCUAUUGUACGUGUCAACAUUUUCAAACAACACCGUCAAACUAUCCAAUAUAUUCAACCUCAGGAUGCUCAUGUUCUUGGACAAGCUGAACUUGUGGUUAUUGAUGAAGCGGCUGCUAUUCCUUUGCCUUUAGUGCGUAAAUUGUUAGGUCCUUAUCUUGUUUUCAUGGCCUCUACCAUCAAUGGUUACGAAGGCACAGGUCGAUCACUCUCACUUAAAUUGAUUCAGCAAUUGCGUGAACAAUCUCGUGGCUUUGCGGGUAAAAAUAAUGAUGAUGCAGAGGGUAUUGUUGUGAGCCGUGAUUCACAGUCAAAGAAGGCUGAAGGUGCUGAUGCUAGUCUUAGUGGUCGUACUUUGAAGGAAGUCAAGUUAGAAGAGCCUAUUCGUUAUGCACCCAAUGAUCCUGUCGAAAAAUGGUUGAACAAAUUGUUAUGUUUAGAUGCUACUGUUGUAUCGAAGAACAUUCAAGGUUGUCCACAUCCUUCUGAAUGCGAGCUUUAUUACGUCAAUCGCGAUACACUCUUCUCUUACCAUCCAGUUUCUGAAACCUUUUUGCAGCGUAUGAUGUCUUUAUAUGUUGCCAGUCAUUAUAAGAACUCUCCCAACGAUUUGCAAUUGAUGAGUGAUGCUCCCGCUCAUCAUUUAUUUGUUCUUUUGCCUCCUGUGAAUCAGAAUUCAAACAGUUUACCUGAUCCUCUUGUCGUCGUACAAGUCUGUUUGGAAGGUGAGAUUUCUCGUCAAAGCGUUAUCAACUCCCUCUCCCGUGGUCAACGUCCUGCUGGUGACAUGAUACCUUGGUUGAUUUCUCAACAAUAUCAAGAUGAUGACUUUGCUAGUCUUUCAGGUGCCCGUGUUGUACGUAUUGCCACACAUCCCGAUUAUUCUAAGAUGGGUUAUGGCUCAAGAGCUCUUGAGCUGCUCACCGAUUUUUAUCAAGGCAAAGCCAACAAUCUAAGUGAAUCCACAAGCAAUGGAGAUGACUCACUUCCUCUUGUCCACGAUUACGAAAUCGAGAAUGCUAAUCUGAAGACAGAUCAAGUGAAGGUUCGAGACCCUAGCAAGAUGCCACCUUUGCUCACUAAAUUGGAAGAAAAGCCUGCUCAACGUUUGGACUAUCUUGGCGUAUCUUAUGGUCUCACACCCGCUUUGCAUAAAUUCUGGAAACGUGCUGGUUUCGUUCCUCUCUACUUGCGUCAAACUGCGAAUGAAUUGACAGGUGAACACUCUUGUGUGAUGAUCAAGGCUCUCACAGAUACUGAGGAUUCGCGCGUAGCCAAUGCAGCAUGGCUUGAUGCUUUUGCUCGCGAUUUCUCUAAGCGUUUCUUCAACCUUUUAUCCUUUAACUUUAGAGAUUUUACUGCUGUUAACGCCCUUAGUAUUAUUGAUGCUGCACGACAAGGUCAAGACACUGAAGUUGAAGGUGGACGUGAAUUGAACAAGGACACUUUGUCGCUUUUCUUCACUCCUUAUGAUUUGAAGCGUCUUGAAUCAUAUGCCAACAAUAUGCUUGACUACCAUGUUAUUCUUGAUAUGAUUCCCACCAUUGCUGAAUUAUAUUUCAGAGGAGAAAUGCCUGCUGAUAUCAAACUCUCCGGCGUCCAAAGCGCUAUAUUAUUGGGCAUUGGUCUCCAGCGUAAAUCUAUUGACCAAUUACAGGAGGAACUAUCGCUUGCUAGUAAUCAAGUCCUUGCUCUCUUUGUCAAGAUUAUUAGAAAGAUUUCCCAAUACUUUGCCGAUGUUGAAUCGAAGGAAGUCGCAAAGACUGUUCCCUCACUUAGCAAUAGUAAGAAAGUAAAUGAAGAGGCAGGAGAUAAAGAGAGCACAUCAGCAGCCAAGCGUAAUGCAGCAGACGAUGACGCUUGGAAACCAUUGAAAGAGAACCUUGAAGAAGAUUUAGAGGAAGCUGGAGACGAAGUUAUAAGCGAAUUGAAGGCUAAGCAAAGAGAGUUGAUCGAUUCUCUCGAUUUAAGUAAAUACGCCAUUGGUGGUACGGACGAAGACUGGGCAACAGCUGAACAACGUGUAAAAGCUUUAACUUCCGGCAAAAAGGGUGGUGUCAGUUCUGUGGUUAGUAUCAAGAAUGAGAAUUCAUCAAAAAAGAGAAAACUAGAGAGUGCACAACAAAUGUCUGAAAAAGAAAAGAAACGCCUCGAGAGUAAGGUCAAAAUGUCCAAGAAAGCUAAGCGUUCUUAG
This is a messenger RNA of Mycotypha africana, 3246 nucleotides long. RefSeq names its product GNAT acetyltransferase 2-domain-containing protein. Lineage: Eukaryota; Fungi; Mucoromycota; Mucoromycetes; Mucorales; Mycotyphaceae. Gene Ontology annotation, biological process: rRNA acetylation involved in maturation of SSU-rRNA. Gene Ontology annotation, molecular function: 18S rRNA cytidine N-acetyltransferase activity; tRNA binding; ATP binding. The transcript has 4 exons. The record is from RefSeq and is a predicted model, not a curated record. Gene Ontology annotation, cellular component: nucleolus; 90S preribosome. The coding region runs from base 1 to 3246 and encodes 1081 amino acids.